Molecule: messenger RNA, 6540 nt
Organism: Calidris pugnax (ruff)
Lineage: Eukaryota; Metazoa; Chordata; Aves; Charadriiformes; Scolopacidae
Gene: SNX30
Product: sorting nexin family member 30
Exons: 9
Coding region: 12-1328 (438 amino acids)
Cellular component (GO): cytoplasm
Molecular function (GO): protein binding; phosphatidylinositol binding
Source: RefSeq, a predicted model, not a curated record
GCCCCGGCGCGAUGUCGGGCGGCGCGGCCGGCGCCCCUAAACCUCUCCCGUCCUCCGGGCCCAAGUCGUUGCGGGAGAUGCCGCAUCCCUUGGCCACGUCCAGCAGCGAGGAGAUGGGGCCGGCGCUCACCCCCAGCCCCGACCUGCUGCUGCCCCGCAGCAUCGCCGACAAGGAUCUCAGUCUACCCAAUGGCACGCCUGUGGACACUUCUAGCCCAGCCUCCUCUUCAUCUCUCCUCAACAGACUGCAGCUGGAUGAUGACUUGGAUGGGGAAACCAGAGACCUCUUUGUUACUGUUGAUGAUCCCAAAAAACACGUGUGCACGAUGGAGACAUAUAUUACCUACAGGGUUACAACAAAGACCACGAGAGCAGAGUUUGAUUUGCCAGAGUAUUCUGUCCGCCGGCGGUACCAAGACUUCGACUGGUUGAGAAACAAGCUGGAAGAGUCUCAGCCAACACAUCUCAUUCCCCCUCUUCCUGAGAAAUUUGUGGUAAAGGGUGUUGUCGAUCGCUUUUCUGAAGAAUUCGUGGAGACCAGGAGGAAAGCAUUAGACAAAUUCUUGAAGAGAAUAACUGAUCACCCGGUGCUUUCUUUUAAUGAGCACUUCAACGUGUUUCUCACAGCCAAGGAUCUCAAUGCCUACAAAAAGCAAGGAAUGGCAUUGCUAUCAAAGAUGGGGGAGUCUGUCAAAUAUGUCACAGGAGGCUACAAAUUAAGAAGUCGUCCAAUGGAGUUUGCAGCCAUUGGGGAGUACCUAGACACAUUCUCUCUAAAGCUUGGUACCAUUGACAGAAUAGCACAACGGAUUAUCAAGGAACAGCUGGAAUACUUGGUGGAACUACGAGAAUAUGGACCUGUUUAUUCAACCUGGGGAGGGCUGGAGGUUGAGCUAUCAGAGCCCCUGGAGGGGGUGUCUGCCUGUAUUGGGAACUGCUGCACAGCUCUUGAAGAACUCAGUGAAGACAUGACAGAAGACUUCCUGCCUGUCCUUAGGGAAUAUAUAUUGUACUCGGAGUCGAUGAAGAAUGUAUUGAAGAAAAGAGACCAAGUUCAAGCAGAGUAUGAAGCAAAACUGGAAGCAGUAGCCUUGAAAAAAGAAGACCGUCCAAAGGUACCGACAGAUGUUGAGAAAUGUCAAGACCGAGUAGAGUGUUUCAAUGCUGACCUGAAAGCAGACAUGGAGAGAUGGCAGAACAACAAAAGACAAGACUUUAGGCAGCUACUCAUGGGCAUGGCAGAUAAAAACAUCCAGUACUACGAGAAGUGCCUUACGGCGUGGGAGUCAAUUAUACCACUAUUGCAAGACAAGCCAGAGACCAAAUAAGAAGUACCUUCAUGGACAGUCUAGCACUUCUAUGCUCAGUACCACUAGACAUACUGGAACUUUUUGAAGGACUCCUUUUGUCAAGUUAACUGAAAUGCCAGCUGCACUUGGGCUGGAACAGACGCUCUGAAAACUAUUUGAAUUUUUUUCCUCACUUUCUGUGUUUAAACUGGGGUAUGUUUCAUCUUUUUGAGUUAUCUUGAAUGGUUCCUUCUUUAUCCUAUGGAGUGAUUGGGGGUUCAUAUUGAAAGUGCACGGGGAUCUUGAUAAAACUUACCUCUUUAGUCUGGAAGGAACUGAUGAGUGGAACACUAAAAAGAUGAAAAUAAAACUCUACUGCAAGGUGCCAAAUGACAUCUUUAUUACCAUUCUGUUUUGUUUGCUAGAAAAAAAAAGAAAAAAUAAUAAUUAUUCCUAUGAUACAGUACUCUCUAACCAAUCCUUAUCCCUAUUUUUGGAUGGACAGGGAAAGGCUGGAAAUGGAUAUUUUCUGUUUUGCUACCGCCCAUGUGCUCCCUCUGGAUUAAACGGUUUCUGGAGACUUUUCUGUGUGGGAGUUGGGCUGGUCCUGGACAGAACAUACCAACACCACCUGCAAGCAUGAUCUGUGGUUUUUGUCAGUGUGGCAUGCUGUUGGUUCAUACUGAGUAUCUUUGUUUACCUUGGUGAUUAUGAAGUAAUGUCAGUUGGCUGGAGUGUACUUGUGACUGACUUGGGGAUCAAAAUCAGCCUAGCUGUGGGAGCGAGUAGAAGAGCAGCUUCUUGAGGCUUAUGGGAAUGGUGGAAAAAAGUGUGAGUUUUCGGUGUAUUUUUUUCUGAUGCUGUCUCUGGAAGUUGCAUGGUAGUAUUCUCUUGGUCCAUGCUUUAAACUUUUUUUUUCUGAACUAGAGGCACUUUGGGCAUGGUGCCUGCUGUAGUAAAGGUAGAACUCUGCUUUCUCUCCCCAUUUUUUUUUUUUUGCAGCAGCCAAAAGCCAGAAAGUGUCAAAUACCUGCUUACACCAAGCAUCGUGUGUGAAACUUGCCUUAAACAGGUUGGUGGGGGUAGAUAAGUACCCUGUUAGCUACACAUAGCGUUCAUAACUAUCUCUUCUGAGCAACACAGCAAGUCUUUUAAGACUACUUUUGGUACAGAUCUAUUUUCUUAAUAGUUUUUGUUGGCCUUUAGAAGUGUAACUGCUUCUGCAAGUCCCUUUGUUUUUUUCCUCCCCCUUUCUCUUGCAGUCCACCCUCAAGGAAAUGCCUACUUGGUGUUAAUGGUCUUAGGAAUACUGCCGUGAUUCCCAGGAUCCCAGAGUCUUGGUUUAACAGCAUGCAGAUAAAUCCCUCUUAACCAUCCUAAGUGAGGGGGUUUGGAGCUAAUAUCAGUGUAAUAUUGGGAUUUGGGGGAAUAAAUAGGUAUGAGUGCUUACUGCUAAACUGGAGUGAUAACUUGAUCUCUGGCAAUAUUCUUGCAAAGAAUCUGAGCAGUAAUUGAAUAUAUGCAACUUCUGUGUUCUCCUAUGAUGACCUACCAGGUAUCCUUCUGGUCUGGACUUCAUCCUUUCGUAAACACCAAGUGUACCUGAAGCCCCCCCUUAGCUUGGUGGCUUUAUAGCAACUGUCAAGAUGAAUUAUUGCAGCAAUGUGGUAGCUGCCAGCCUAAUGAGAUGAUGCUCUCUGGGUGCAAAAGUCAAGUUUAAGAUAUUUUAAGAGGUCUUCCUUUUUGACUUAGUACCACAGAGCUGUCAAUGGAGGCUAAACAAACUAUGCUUUUUGGUUUAAGCUCACAGUUUAUCAAUAUACACUUACUUGGUGUAAACAAGAACUCUGCUUUAAGGUGCUGUUAGGUCCAGAAUGACAAACUACUCUGGUUGUGCAAGGGAAGUGCUUAAGGGGAUCAUCUUGAAGCAGUAAUCAAGUGUUUUCCUCAACCUUUCCCUUCUAAAAUAAGCACUUGUGUAAUGUUUAACAGUCAGACCUUCAGGGUUACAGUCUCCCCUAUUUCCCACAAACAGAGAUCAACAUACUUUUUUUGAGCUGGUUCCUGUGUGGUACAUGGAAUUUUGUAGUUGACUCUGCAACAUAACUGGGAGUUGAGCAAAAUGUAAUUUGCACUAAUACUUCAGCAGUCUUCUCUCCACCUUAUAAAAAAAGUGCAGGAUGAGUAGGAGGGGUGGGCUUUUUUCCUACUAGUGAGUAGGAUUUGUCUGAUGCCUUGCAACACUGAUGUCCUAUUCCCUCUUAGUUUUAUGUCAAACUGAAGUGAGUGUUGGUUCUGGGGAACUUAGCAAUUGACAUGACAGCUGUUCCUGGGAAGCAUAAUGGACAGUGGGGAGUACCAAGUGAAGUUGAGAUCAGUGUGUAACUGCUGAGCCUGGAGCUGUUGAAUAUCAGCUGAGAUUUUCUUUUAAUCUGAUGCCACUGAUUCUGCAGCAUGGUUUUUAAACUGUUCCUCAACCAAAGCAUGUUUCAAUUUCAGGUAAUCCCUUUCUGGCUAAGCUGCUGAAAGGCAGGUGUGCUUUGCAGUUCCCUGUUGGAGUAUGUGGCUCUGUAGCAUCUGCAAGUUGAUUUGGAGGAGAGGAUGCAACAUGUGCCUCAGGCUGUGGCCACUAAUAGGAUUUCUUUUAUCAUCUGGAACACCAAAACCUCUUAAGCCCCUAACAAGGAAAGUAAAACUUAACAUUCAGAAAAGGACUCCUACAUUCAUUGCUGCAGUGUAAGAAGGGUGCGUAGUGAUGGAUCUCUCAGCUCCUAUGGGCGAUGGAGUGUCUUUAUAAAGAGCUGCUGUAAAUCUCUAGUUAACUGCGGGAGAGGCUGUGAGGUAUGGGGAAGGUCCUGAUUGUGAGGCUUGGGGGAGCAGUGCCAAACAGGAGAACUCUAAAAUAGCAGGAAACUCCUGUAAGAUGUAAGGAGUGGCAUUUGUAAAGAGUGCACUUAACUGCUAUUAGUAGGGGGCUGAGAUCUAAACUGUUAGAGAAACUCUGACGUGUUAUCCUGUAACCCUUACAGGACAGGAGUCACUCCUUUGGAUGGCCUGAACCUGAAGUGUGAAAGCUAAAAGGUGUUGGUAAAGGGAAGCAGGAGUAGUGCAGGAGCUUCAUCUUUGAAUAACUUCUGGAGUGUUCAGUCAUUUAAGGUCAGCCUCUGCAUAUGCACUAAAACAACAUCAAAAGUAGUUGCACCCUUUCUGUAAGCCUAUGUGACACAUGGGUCCUUCAAUAAUCCUUAAAUGAGCCCAGUUUUCCUUGUAAUCCAUAGCCAGACCAAGAUUUUUCUCAGCGGAUGCCUAACUCACUGCUGUCUUGGUUACUUCUGUGUAAUUUCUGGGAUGUUUGUUUCUUCUCUCAACUGGCACCAGCACAACAAAGCAAGCACUGAGAUCUUGUUUUCAUGCUCAGUAAUGAACCGUGCAUUGUUCGUAUGUAUCCUUACCAGGUUCUGACUCUUGCAAUAAACAGAUGUUGAAACAUCAUGGCUUUUUCAGGUAUCCAUUGAAAAAUGAAAAGGAAACAGGUGUAGCCCUAAAGACACGAACUCUUCUGAUGUGAGUUGUAUCAAAGAAUAAAUUAUGGUUUCUCCUCUGAAGUCUACUUGGAUUUUUGUCACACUGGCACUUGUGCUAAGGAGAGAAUAGUGGGAUAGGUGGUAGGAACAUCUGUAAAGCAUGAGUGGCAGAGGUGGUCCUGUGGAGGUACAGUGAGGUGGCCUUGCAGCAGUGGCUCUGCACAGACUGUGAUGCAUAUUGCUUCAGGUGUUGGUCCUGCAUAUGCCAAGAUACAAAAGAAUUCCUUCCUAGCCCACCAAGGACUGUUCAGUGUUUUAGGAGGAGCCACGCUGUUGUUAAAACUUGCACAAUUUAAUUGUGUGUGAUUAAUGUUGAAGACUGUUUAAAAUCCUGGUGCUGCUAACCACUGAGCAAAAUUGCAUAGACUAAACUAGCUCAUUAGAUAUUCAGCCUUCAUAAAUUCUGAAGGUAGAGCAGCCCUUCCCUUGAUAUAUUAACUUUUACUACAACAACCAAUAAACAGGGGAAAUGGAGUCUUUUUUUUAAGGUAGGGAACUUGCUACUACUUAUCAGACUUUUUUUUUUUUUAAGUAAAACCGGGGAUCACAGGAAUAAACUAGCCUUCUGGCGGUGUGAAUAUUGUAUUUUAAACUUUUUGGGAGUGCUGUUUAAUCAACUGUAUGAAAUUUAAAUGUCAAUACCUAAUUCUAUGCUUAGCGCUUUGGAGUCUUGCCGGGGCAUCUGACUUGUACAAGUGCUCGGUAAUGAACGGGGCUGGUUUUAAGGCUGCACGGCCAAGGCACAGUACUUGUGCAGAAAAUAAUGCACUUUCCAAAAAUGCCUAAUUAGAACACCUUAUGUAAGUGGCAUGCUAAAACACUAAAGGCUAGUCACUGUCCUGGACUACUCGGAAGGUCUCGGUACUCUAUGCUUUGAAGCUACACCAUUUCCUUAACUCUGCUGCUGGGAUGUGUGUCCAUACCUUCAGGUGAAGCAGCGGGGUUGGGGCCAGUGCCGUGUUCCCACUGCACCAGUGGACAGAUUGCAGGGGGGUAGUCUUACAACUGCAAACAGCCAAAGGGCUUCUGUCUUCAGUCUGUGAAAAUAAAGCCGCACCGUCCUUGUUCUCUCCUCCUCUGUGCCUGCAUCCCUCUGUCCUUCCCCGAGGUGUGGGGAGCUGGGCCGUGGAGGUGUUGGAGGCCAGCUGGCUGUGAGCGGAGGUGGACCUCAUCCCCCUCCUUGUUGAAGGUGGCAGUACCAUAUCCCAAAAACGGUGCUGACUCAUUGCCCAGACUCUUCCCCUCUCAGCCUCUGUAAACCUACUCGCCGGAGCUAGAGUCACCGUUCAUACCAUUCAAAACCAAAAAACAAAAGCUGUGAAAAGACUUGUUUCUGUGUGAAUUAGCCAGUAAACAAUGUGAAAAUGGGAAGGAGGCUUUUGUUUCCUGCACUCGACCAAAUCUGGCAACUGUGCUCUUGUUCAGACUCGCAGGCUAUGAAAUGUUGUCUUGCCUUCUGGUGCUGGCAUGUUUCUAUACCCUUUCAUAUAUCUCUGUAUAAAUAGACUUUGUGCAUUGUUUACUAUGGAGCUAGUAUUGAUGGAGAAAAACACUUUGAGGUAAAACUGUUUGUAAUUCUCUAUUAGUGUGUACAUUUUUUUAAAAUGCACCAUUUGUUUACCUCAAUUAAUUUAAUGGAAUGGACCAAUAAAUGUAUUAAAAGAUGA